Molecule: messenger RNA, 3684 nt
Organism: Epinephelus lanceolatus (giant grouper)
Lineage: Eukaryota; Metazoa; Chordata; Actinopteri; Perciformes; Serranidae
Source: RefSeq, a predicted model, not a curated record
UAAAAUUUUCAAAAACAGUCCAUACACAAGAGCUGAAGACAGAAAAACACAGCUUUGUGUCUUCUAAACACACCAGGAUGGAGAGUGACUCAUGCGAUGAUAGCCAGAGUGACAGUGGAGUUUCAGCAGACUUCUCCCCAUGCAGCACUUUGGAGGGCAACACCACCAUCACUACAGGUACCCCAGCACCUGCACUUAAAGAGACUCCCAUUGAGAGGGAGAUCCGACGGGCUAUAGAGCGUGAGCACAGCCUGAGAAGGUCCAGGGGGCUUCCAAACCCACCCACCUCCCCAGAGUAUGUAGAGAUCCCUUUAAGGAAAACUGUUCUCUGCCAGUCAAUAACUGCUAAGUCUGAGAGGUGUCAAGGCAAAGACAGGCAGUUUGCAGGCAAAAAGAUGCAGCAUGACAUCCAUGCGGAGGUCCAGAGGGAGCAGGAUCUGGUCAAGCUUGGGAAAGUUCCAGGUGUCUACGACAAAGGCACUGUACGCCAACUCAAAGAGAGGAAACAGCUUUUUGAGGCCUUUCAGAAACCCAAUGACUCAACUUUGACUGUGCCAGCCAGGAGUAAGACCACAUCCUGGUCCUCUGCCAGUGACAUUUCAACCUUGGAGGACAACUCAUCGCAGGCAUCCACCAUAGAAGGCUCAUAUGUGGAGAGGAGCCCCACGCAGAGCCCAAACUUAGCCAAAGGAGGGGGUUCUACUUCUUUAACUCCCCAAGGACCAGGGUUCUCUGAGGGGGCAGCCUGUCAGGUUAUCAUCCUAGAGAACAAUCUGAGUGUCCCAGCACAGAAGCUCUACCACACCAAACCAGAGACUGUCGUCGACUCUGGAAGCCUUAAUAUCUCAUCAUCCAGGACAGGAGGACAUGGUGGGAUUGAAGUGAGAGAGCAGGAAAAGGAGGAGAGGGAAGAGGAGGAGGUGUCACCCAAGGAGAACCCCUUUUUUAAACUGCGCUCCUCAACAAAUGGAGUUAAAGUGGAGCAGGACAUCCGGGAGGCCCAAGAGAGGGAGAAGGAGCUUCACAAGCAGAGGAUCAGUCUGUAUGGGGGCACAGAGGGUGCAAAAGGAGGGGGGGUAGGAGGAGGAAGAGGAGGGGGAGAGAGGCCCGUCAGCACAGAAGGAAAGAGUCCCACGUUGUCCUUUUCUUCACUGAAUGGACUGGCUGUUCCUGACUCACCUGGCUCAUCAUCCAGAGGGGGUACUAGACCCACAGCAGCACGCCAGUCAGUUGGCAAGUUCGGCAUGUGGCCCCCGGCCCAGGCUGAAGAGGAGAAGAUUAACCGACCGGAGAGUCCCCGAACCCCCAGACAGAAGACCCCUCUGGUGCAACGCUGGGAGUCAGGCCUAGUCAACGGACACAGCAAUGAAGAUGACUGAGGAGACAGAGUGCACUGAAGGAGGGAUGAAGGUUAACCGAGACCUGUAGUUUUUGGGGUUUUUUUUAAAGUGGAGGACUGAAAGACUGUGAGAUGAAAAGGAAAGCAGCCUAAGGAAAGUGGGAGCAGACAGAGGAAGAAAGAGAGAAUGUGAAGCGAGAAAAAGGUCAGGGAUUGAGGCUUGAAAGGGGGUCAGGAGGAUUGGGAGCAAGGAAAAGGAUUGAUGGUGGACUGAAAACCCCGAAGAGUCAAUUCAGCCAGGAGGAGAGAAAAAGAAGGAAGAGGGCCCACCUAUUAGUGAAUAAGUACUUGGCCUGUUUCUGGUGCUGGAAAACUGUGAGACUAAUGAAUGUAAAAAUGGCACACAAAAAAAAAAUAAUGACACUGCACUGGAGAAAAGAAAAAUGUAAAUUCAGUAAGAAUGGGAUUUUCAAACUUUAAUGAAGUUCUUUACAAUUUGAUUUUUUUUUUAAAUUAUAAUAAGUCGUUAUUUGUUGACAAAAAUAGAUUGAGUGGUACCAUAAGCAGCUAGGAGAACAAUGUGUCAUCACCUGUUUUAUGCCUUUAAUGAUGUCUUACACUGAGUUACUAGUUUAUUACACUUGUACAAUCUAAUGCAAUCCCAUACAAUAGCCAUGCAAUAAACCCUGCCUUUGUGUAGCUCAGUCUGUUCAGUUUUUAUUGACAGUUUCAGGGAGUUGCUGAUUCAACUUUGUGGUCAUUUUAGAGGCAGUAGUCAGUGUUAGGAUUGUAUUUGACUGCAUUAUAAUGAAUCUCCACUUACACACAUGUGAAGGGACAAAAGUUGGAAACACCUCUCAGCAUAAUGGAGUCCAGUGCAACACCAACACUCACUAAAACAUGACCUUCUCCACAAAGAGAAUUCAUUUCAGCAUUUCUGUUUUUGAUCAUAUUGUUGAAGUGUUCCUAAUAAACUGGUAACUCAGUGUAUAUAGGCCAGUAAUCGGAAAGAUUGUACCAGUUGUAAUCCAUGAAUGACUCCUUCUUUUGUUAUGUUUCAUGCAUCAUUCUGAGAGCCAGAUCAUAGUGCAAUAAGGCACCUUCUUCAAAAAGCACAACAUUGAUCUGGGUUUCAGAGCUGAAUGAUAGAAAAUCAUACAAACCUAAUGCUUAAAUAUUAUGCUAUAUGUUGUUUAGACUUGUAAUAUUUUGGAAUGAAAAUUGACACAAUUAAGGGUCUCUCCUUUAUUUUUCUUUUUUGUAUAUCGAACUGAACAAUUAUGUGACUGCAAAAUAUUCAGUUUUAGUCUACUAACGCACGACAGCAGCAGCCUAAAAUUAAACUAAUUAAGGUUGGUUGAAGUCCUUAAUAGAGCCACACAUGUGCAGUUUUUCUUUCAGGGCUUGAGUGGUUAGCACAUACACACAACUAAUACUUAUUUUCUUUAAGAUAAACUUAAUUACAGUAAUCCCACAUGAUGGAAAUUCAGUCGUUACAAGACUUAAAAGCAAAGGAAAAGGGGGACAAGUGACAAGAAACAAGAUUUUGAAGAAAACAACAAAAUUUAAAAAUAAGCUAAAAUUAAAAUGUAUAGAUAUAAUACUAGAGACCAUCUUGUGAUGGGAUCACUCCAGCUGCAAUGUCCCCUUUUCCUACUUCCUACCCCCCUACUUCUGGCCCCCUUGGUUGGCCCACAUCCAUAUUUCAUAUCAAACUUCAUUUUGAUCUGAAGACACCUGUAAAUUUUUGUGACUGCAUCUUGCACAGUUGUAACGUGAUCAUGGUGACAAAAUCUGUCCCCAGACAGACAGGCAGACAUAUAAAAUGCUCAAAACAGCUUCUGUGAACCCUCAGCAUGUGAUAUCGAUACCAAAGGCACCCUUUAGCGUCUUCAUGAGCCACACCAGGUUUUCAACUAAUUCCACUAUAAACCCAUCUACAGCAAUACUUGAACUGACGCAGUAUAAAGAGCGCAAAAGUCUGUGUAGGGUGGAACAGAGGGGAGAUGGGUUGGGUCAAACAAAACAGGACUUUCACCCAAGAGACUGCAGUUGGUGUCCAGUGUGAAAAUAAAGUCAGUGUUGUUUUAAUGUAACUUUAUGUAGUUUGCAUACAGUCGUGGCACACUGACAUCACUCACGUGACAUAUUAUCAUCAUGUUACAUUAUUGUUACAGAACCAAUGUUCACAUUUUAACUCAUCAUAUGAUCUUUUUUUUUUUAAACCUAACCAACUAGAUUUUUUGCCCAAGACCCACUGUGACAAUUUCACAGCAUUAACCAUGUGUUACAGUGUGUGUUACACAGAAAGUGUGUCACAUAAAGGUGCUAAAGGGUGCACCAUA